AAGAUUACUCCCACGGGGAUCACUUUUUAUACUCGCAGGCGGGCCCCUUUUCCGUAUUUUCUUCUCUGGUCUCAAGGACAUCUUUACCUGGCUGUCUUUAAGCUCCCCCAUCACCCAUCAUGUUGUAACUACCUAACUCUUUAUUUUUUUGGUUGGUACACUUGAAUAAAAAGAAACAGCACCAGUAACCCUUCAUGGCGCGCCGGCACUCUUACAUACACACAUACCACUCUUGACCUAUCUUUGCUGAGCUCCCCCUCCAACCCUCCUUUCGCCCAUGCAUUGCAUGCAAUGCAUAUAUAUAUAUAUCUUGGCCUAAUUACGCGGUAUGGUGUGGUGGUCCAUCAUUCCCUCUUGCAAAAAACCUGUUGUACGAUUGCUAUCCUUCCUCGGCAACCGGAGACCAGGAAUCGGGCACUCACGCGUUGGGCAUGUGGCGGCCGGCCUGCAGCUGGUGGUGGGUUGGUUGGUUGGUGGUGAUGGUGUCCUCACCAGUGUCGAGGCUGCUGCUCUAUCAUCACCCGCAACCAUCACGCGAUUGCGGAUCAAGGGACAGGCACCGUGGCACGAAAAGAUAGCGACGAGCAUGGGCUAUCACGGAGCAGUCUUACGGUUGGCUUCAGGAGGAGCUUCCAUGUCAUGUGGGUAUCUGUCUUUGGUAUCAUUCCUAUGGCAUAUACAUACUGUGCCCCAUAGAGCCUGGUCGAUACUAUCUCUCCUCUCAAUAUCUCUCCCUCUUUCUCUCUUCAUCUCCGCCAUUAUUUCGGUCUGUUUAGUGGCCUUGCCAGGGGACGGGGGUUCCAAAAUAUCCAAAGAUCCAACUGCCUUCCCAAUGGUCCACGAUCCGUUAAAAGAAAUAGAAAUAAAUAAAAAAGAUGAAGCCCCAUGCCCAACAACCUCCAGUAUUUUCCAAACUCCGCUUAGCCCAGAAGCUAGCACAUAAAUCGUAAAAAAAAAAUUCUGGCCCUCUGUCCCUGGGUAACCAUAAAAUAGGGGGGAGCGGGGGUCGUAAUACGCUGAAAAAUAAGCCCUUUCUAAGAGGAAAUGCCACAGCCUGCGCUAUGCAAUGCGUGUUAGUCAUGGAGAGUAAAGAGAAGAGAAAAGCAAAAAAAAAAAAAAAAAA
Molecule: messenger RNA, 1123 nt
Organism: Phialemonium atrogriseum
Lineage: Eukaryota; Fungi; Ascomycota; Sordariomycetes; Cephalothecales; Cephalothecaceae
Exons: 1
Coding region: 329-943 (204 amino acids)
Source: RefSeq, a predicted model, not a curated record